UUGUGGGCCACCUCAGACAGAGCUUCCUCGUUCUCGACAAAACCCUAAUCUUUUCUUUCUUUUUUCAUAUAAUCCCCCUCUCGGAGGAAAAAAAAUCCCUAAAAAAAAUUCAAAGAAAAGAAAAAAAAAAAAGAAUCCCCAAAUGAAUAAAACCCUAGAACUCAGAUCUAUCUGUUGAUUCAGAAUCAUAUCUCAGAUCUGUGUAUUUUAAGAAAUGUCUGAUGUAUUAAAAGACGAUUCGAUUGAAAUCAGAGAUGUAUGGAGUGAUAAUCUGGAAUCUGAGUUUGAAUAUAUUCGUAAAAUAGUUGAUGAUUUUCCAUAUAUAGCUAUGGAUACUGAGUUUCCAGGGAUUGUUUUGCGUCCAGUUGGUAAUUUCAAAACUAGUUCUGAAUAUCAUUAUCAAACACUUAAAGCAAAUGUUGAUAUGUUGAAAUUGAUUCAAUUAGGGCUUACUUUUUCUGAUGAAGAUGGGAAUUUACCAACAGGGAACGAUAAUAAGUACUGUGUUUGGCAAUUCAAUUUUAAGGAGUUUAAUGUGAAUGAUGAUGUGUUUGCUCAAGAUUCCAUUGAAUUGUUGCGGCAAUGUGGGAUUGAUUUUGGUAAGAAUAGUGAAAAGGGGAUUGAUGCUCUUCGUUUCAGUGAGUUGUUGAUGACAUCUGGGGUUGUGUUGAAUGAUAAUGUUCAUUGGGUUACGUUUCACAGUGGUUAUGAUUUCGGGUACUUGUUGAAGCUGCUUACUUGUAGGACAUUGCCUGAUUCACAGACUGAGUUUUUCGAGCUUAUCAAAGUGUUUUUCCCAGAGAUUUAUGAUAUCAAACAUUUGAUGAAGUACUGUAACAGCCUUCACGGUGGGUUGAACAAGCUUGCGGAAUUGCUUCGUGUGGAAAGAGUUGGGGUUUGUCAUCAAGCUGGUUCUGAUAGUUUGCUCACUGCUUGUACAUUCAGGAAACUGAAACAGCAAUACUUUAGUGGAUCAACUGAGAAAUACUCAGGUGUGUUGUAUGGUCUUGGUGUUGAAAAUGGCCAAAAUACUAAUUGAAAGAAAAAAGUUCAGAAUUAUUAAAUAAAAGGAAAAAAAAAACGUUUUGGUUGAUUA
Messenger RNA from Papaver somniferum (opium poppy), 1096 nucleotides. RefSeq names its product probable CCR4-associated factor 1 homolog 7. Gene Ontology annotation, molecular function: nucleic acid binding; poly(A)-specific ribonuclease activity. Gene Ontology annotation, cellular component: CCR4-NOT complex; CCR4-NOT core complex; P-body. NCBI's taxonomy places the organism in Eukaryota, Viridiplantae, Streptophyta, Magnoliopsida, Ranunculales, Papaveraceae. The transcript is spliced from 2 exons. The record is from RefSeq and is a predicted model, not a curated record. Bases 215 to 1039 code for a protein of 274 amino acids.